CACAGGAGGUCUCACACAGGGGAGAAACCUUACAAGUGCACCAUCUGUCCAUACGCAUGUGCGCAGUCCAGCAAACUGACCAGGCACAUGAAGACCCAUGGUAACCUCACUGCUAAUGGCGUUACCGGGACUCUCUACAGGUUGUUGUUGUUAUUAUUAUUAUUAUUAUUACUAUUGCUAUUAUUGUUGUUAUAA
Messenger RNA from Helobdella robusta, 195 nucleotides. RefSeq lists its product as hypothetical. NCBI's taxonomy places the organism in Eukaryota, Metazoa, Annelida, Clitellata, Rhynchobdellida, Glossiphoniidae. Gene Ontology annotation, cellular component: nucleus. Gene Ontology annotation, molecular function: DNA-binding transcription factor activity; RNA polymerase II cis-regulatory region sequence-specific DNA binding. The annotation marks the transcript as partial. The record is from RefSeq and is a predicted model, not a curated record. Gene Ontology annotation, biological process: regulation of transcription by RNA polymerase II. The transcript has a single exon.